GCGCCGUGCGGCUUCGUGCGCCUGCGCACCAUACUCGCACUUUUCCCAUGCGGCUUCGUGCGCCUGCGCACCAUACUCGCACUUUUCCCGGCGUCGCUUAUGCCUUUGGGCCCUGCGGAGCGGUGUUCUGAGAGGGCUUGUGAGCAUGCUGAGGCCUGAGAUCCCACCAACUUCGCCUUCUGUCCCUGCGGUUUCCCCUUCCUCGGUAGAGGCUCGGUCCCAGGGUCCCCGCUACAAUUUCGGACUCCAGGAGACUCCUCAGAGAUGUCCUUCAGCCCAGGCCGCCUCUUCGUCCUCCCCUCCAGGCACGUCUGGAGCGGCGGGCGACCGGAGCGGCAGCAGCAGCCUCCCUCGGCACCCGCCCAGCGCGCGGCCAGCUCAAGGCAAGGAGCGGUUGUGUGAAUUCCCGGAGGCUCAGGGAGCUGUGGUUGGUGGUUACCACAGAGAAGUUACCAGUUGGGGUUUGUUUGGAACAUGAGAAUGGGAUGCUCCGGGAAUUUAGUGUUUCUGAGUGGCUAAAGGGCUGGACUCUUCAAAUUAGUUUCAUUACUAGGCUGUGAUGGCGGGUGGCUCGGUUCUGAGGCGGGUUGCAUUAACAUCCGGUGUGAUGUCCCAGCUCUCUGCCCCUAAUGACAGAUGCCUGAAUUUGUGCAUGAGUUUGGUGAUAGAAAUGGUGAACUUCUCGGCUCCUGAGCUUAACUCACCAAGUCCUUCUAGGAUGCCGUGAAACAGACCAGAUUUAACAUUUUAUCUAAUUGAGGUGAAUGAUAUGUUUAGUCUGAAAAAUGUCUUUCAAGGAGAGUUCAACUCGUUUAUUUUAUAUUCAGUCACUCUCCAUGGCAAAACCAUCACCUUUUUUUCCAGACAGCAUUGCAAGUCAAUGAUAAGGUAACAAAUGCCAAAUUCAGUGGUCACUUUUCAGUUCAUCUUGUGUGACCUUUCCACUGUGUUUAAUGUUCUUGACCGGUCUUCUCUUAAACCGUCUUAAUUUGCUUUCGUUGAUUCCACUCCCCUGUUUUUCUCCUGCCUUCCAGAGAACUAUGCUUACCUUUGUUAGUUCCCGAAUUAUUGGUUUGUUCUUGGAGGUUUUUUCCUAGGCCACUUCUGUCUGGAUGUGACUAUCACCACAGCCCAGAUCUCAUCUAUGCUCCAGAUUCCUAUUUCAGACUGUUCUGAAGUUUCUGGUGAGGAACCAGUGGAAAUCCUCAGACUCACUAUAUGAUUAAUUUAAUUCAUCUCUCUGCAGCUCCUCAACCUGUUUCUCUUACUUAUCUCAGUCAUUGGGUUUUCUAAAUCUUAAACCUAGGAGACCAAUAAUUCGAGUAUUCCCUCACUCAUAACAUCCAAAUAGUUAAAUUCUAUCUAACUUUAUCUUUUAAAUAAUUAUGUACUUUUCUAUCUCUGUGCCAUUACAGGCCCUUAUGAUUUUAUGUCGGACUUAUUGCCUCAUACUCCUAAGUAUUCUUUCUUUCAAGUUUACUUACAGUGUCGCUAGAGUUAUAUCGAAAAUGAAAAUCUUUUUUUAACUGUCUCUUUUUUAAAAUUAAUUAAUUUAUUUUUGGCUGCAUUGGGUCUUCGUUGCUGCGCGCCAGAUUUUCUCUAGUUGUGGCGAGCAGGGGCUACUCUUCGUUGAGGUGUGCAGGCUUCUCAUUGCAGUGGCUUCUCUUGUGGAGCACAGGCUCUAGGCAUACAAGCUUCAGUAGUUGCAGUACGCGGGCUCAGUAGUUGCGGCUCAUGGGCUCUAGAGCACAGGCUCAGUAGUUGUGGUACACGGGCUUAGUUGUUCCGCGGCAUGUGAGAUCUUCCCGGACCAGGGCUUGAAACUGUGUCCCCUGCCUUGGCAGGUGGAUCCUUAACCACUGCACCACCAGGGAGGUCCCGGAAAAUGAAAAUCUUAUGUCCCUUGGCACUUCAGUCCGUGACUCUGUAUUUGCAGUUAAAAAAAUCAUACUUUUUUUUUUUAAUCAUAUUCUUUAUCAGGACAUCCAAGGCCAUUUGGAAUCUGUUUUCAAUUUUUGCAGUCUUAUCUCUUACCAUUUCUUAAUAAUUACCCUACUUUCUAACCUAACUGACCUACUUGCAGUUCCUCCAAGGCAACAUACAUGUUUACGUUGUCAGUAUAAUCCCCCCUUCCUGAAAUGCUUUUUCAACAGUAAUAACAUGCACUAAUUAACGAGCACUACUCUGUUCUAGCUUCUUACUUGGCAUUUUGUAUCUCUGAUCCUAACAAUAAUUCUGCAAGGUAGAUUUUUCUUUUGUCCCAAUUUUACAGAGGGAGUUUGCCACCCCAUGGUUUAUAGUGUUGGAGAGGAGUUAGGGCUGUAUAUGAAGGUUUGAGAAUUGUCAGGAAAUGAUAUUAAUAGAAACCAAAAUAAUAGAUGAGAUGCCCAGAGAAAAUGUAUAAUUUUGAUUUUGAGAGAAAGUGAAAAAGUAUGGAACCUUGGGAAGCCAACAGUCAAGAGUCAGACAGAGGGAAAAAGGACCUGGCAAAGGAAACUAAAAAGAAGUGGUUUAAGGAGAAUCAAGAUAGAGAGUUGUCAUGGAAAUCAAGGGGAAGAGGAGAAAAGAGACCCAAUAUAUACUUUUAAGAACUUCUGCGUGUGCCCACAACAUUGUAAAUCAACUAUACUUCAAGUAAAAAACAAACAAAAAAAACUCCUAUGUGCCAAGACACUAUGCUAGGCUGUUUAUGUACAUUCCUUCAUAUUUUAUGACAACCCUAUAAAAUAGGUAAUGUCUUAUAUCAGCAGGUAAGUAACUAAACAAGGAACUGAAUCGAAGUGAGCCUAAAACUACACCAGUUACCUGGGAGGAGACAGUUUCAAUGAAGAGGUCAACAGAGGAAAAGAUGUGUUAUAAUUACUAUACAAAGAAAAUAUAUCUGGUAUAUUUGAAGAUUAGAAGGUAGUUUGUGAUUUUAGCAAGAAUAGUCUCAGUCAACUUGUAUAAGAAAAAGACAUAUUAGCAAGCACUUUUCAUUAUACUUUAGUACAAGAUUAUUUAUCAGUAAUGUUAAACUUGUCAUAAUUUGUUACACUAAAAAAUCAUUAUCAGAUGAAGUUUUAUAGAGAUUAUAAGAAUUAGUACAACAUUGCAUAAUUUGGAAUCUUUAAGAACUGAUAUUUAAUUUUUUUUGAAUUUAGAUUCAUACUUUACAAACAAAAGAUCUUAUGCAGAAAACACACUUGCAUCACAUUUUACUCUCGGUACAAGCUCAUCCUCUGCACGAGAUAGUAAUUAUCCUCAAAUACUAAAAACUCCAUUAUCUGCUGGAAAUCCCCAGAGACCAGGUUAUAAAAGUUGGACACUGCAAAUGGAAUAUUCAGCUACAUCCUCAUCUGCAGUUUCUGCACACUCUCCAUCAGUUAUUGUAGCUGUUGUAGAAGGGAGAGGACUUGCCAGAGGUGAAAUAGGAAUGGCAAGUAUUGAUUUAAAAAGCCCACAAAUUAUAUUAUCUCAGUUUGCAGACAACACAACAUAUGCAAAGGUGAUCACUAAACUCAAAAUUUUAUCACCUUUGGAAAUAAUAAUGUCAAAUACUGCUUGUGUUGUGGGGAAUUCAACCAAGUUGUUUACUCUCAUCACAGAAAAUUUCAAGAACGUUAAUUUCACUACUAUCCAAAGGAAAUACUUCAAUGAAACAAAAGGAUUAGAGUACAUUGAACAAUUAUGCAUAACAGAAUUCAGCACUGUCCUAAUGGAGGUUCAAUCCAAGUAUUACUGCCUUGCAGCUGUUGCAGCUUUAUUAAAAUAUGUUGAAUUUAUUCAAAAUUCAGUUUAUGCACCAAAAUCGCUGAAGAUUUGUUUCCAGGGUAGUGAACAGACAGCUAUGAUAGAUUCAUCAUCAACCCAAAACCUUGAAUUAAUAAUUAAUAAUCAAGACUCUAGGAGCAGUCACACACUCUUUGGUGUUCUAAAUUACACUAAGACUCCUGGAGGAAGUAGAAGACUUCGUUCUAAUAUAUUAGAACCUCUAAUUGAUGUUGAAACCAUUAACAUGAGGUUAGAUUGUGUUCAAGAACUGCUUCAAGAUGAGGAACUCUUUUUUGGACUUCAGUCAGUUUUAGCAAGAUUUCUUGAUACAGAGCAGCUUCUUUCUGUUUUAGUCCAAAUUCCAAAGCAAGACACGAUUACUGCAGCUGAAUCAAAGAUAACAAAUUUAAUAUACCUAAAACAUACCUUGGAACUCGUGGAUCCUUUAAAGAUUACUCUGAAGAACUGUAACACACCUUUAUUAAGAGCUUACUAUGGUUCCUUGGAAGAUAAGAGGUUUGUAAUCAUACUUGACAAGAUUAAAACAGUAAUUAAUGAUGAUGCAAGAUACAUGAAAGGAUGCCUGAACAUGAGGACUCAGAAGUGCUAUGCAGUGAGGUCUAACAUAAAUGAAUUUCUUGACAUAGCCAGAAGAACAUAUACAGAGAUUGUAGAUGACAUAGCAGGAAUGAUAUCGCAGCUUGCAGAAAAAUAUAGUCUUCCUUUAAGGACAAGUUUUAGCUCUGCUCGAGGAUUUUUCAUUCAGAUGACUACAGACUGUACAGCCCUACCCAAUGAUCAGCUUCCUUCAGAGUUUAUUAAGCAGAUUUCUAAAGUGAAAAAUUCUUACAGCUUUACAUCAGCAGAUUUAAUUAAAAUGAAUGAAAGAUGCCAAGAGUCUUUGAGAGAAAUCUAUCACAUGACUUACAUGAUAGUGUGCAAACUGCUUAGUGAGAUUUAUGAACAUAUUCAUUGCUUACAUAAACUGUCUGACACUGUGUCAAUGCUGGAUAUGCUACUGUCAUUUGCUCAUGCCUGCACUCUUUCUGACUAUGUUCGGCCAGAGUUUACUGAUACUUUAGCAAUCAAACAUGGAUGGCACCCCAUACUUGAAAAAAUAUCUGUGGAAAAACCUGUUGCCAACAAUACCUAUAUUACAGAAGGGAGUAAUUUUUUUAUCAUAACUGGACCAAAUAUGAGUGGGAAAUCCACAUAUUUGAAACAGAUUGCUCUUUGUCAGAUUAUGGCCCAGAUUGGAUCAUAUGUUCCAGCAGAAUAUGCUUCCUUUAGAAUUGCUGAACAGAUUUUUACAAGAAUAAGUACUGAUGAUGAUAUUGAAACAAAUUCAUCAACAUUUAUGAAGGAAAUGAAAGAGAUAGCAUAUAUUCUACAUAAUGCUAAUGACAAAUCACUCAUAUUAAUUGAUGAACUUGGCAGAGGUACUAAUACAGAAGAAGGUAUUGGCAUUUGUUACGCUGUUUGUGAAUAUCUGCUGAGCUUAAAGGCAUUUACACUGUUCGCUACACAUUUCCUGGAACUAUGCCAUAUAGAUGUUCUAUAUCCUAAUGUAGAAAACGUGCAUUUUGAAGUUCAACAUGUAGAGAACACCUCAAGAAAUAAAGAAGCAAUCUUGUACACCUACAAACUUUCUAAGGGACUUACAGAAGAAAAAAAUUAUGGAUUAAAAGCUGCAGAGGUGUCGUCACUCCCACCAUCAAUUGUCUUGGAUGCCAAAGAAAUCACAAGUCAAAUAACCAGACAAAUUUUGCAAAGCCAAAGGAGUACCCCUGAGAUGGAAAGACAGAGAGCUGUGUACCAUCUAGCUACUAGGCUCGUUCAAACUGCUCGAAACUCUCAGUUGGAUCCAGACAGUUUACGAACAUAUUUAAGUAAUCUCAAAAAGAAGUAUGAAGCAGAUUUUCCCAGGGCUAAACAAGUUUCAGGAAACACUGAAGAAUAAUAACAACUCACAUCUUAUACUAAUGAAAUAAUAUGUCUUAAUAUGAGGAACCUAGAAUUCAUUUUUCCCAAGAGCAAAAGAAAGUAAUAUUUGCUAAAUUUUGUAUUUUAAUUGAAAAUUACAUUAUAUUAACCUUAGAAUUAUCAUCUAUAUGUUCUAUAUAAGAAAAUACUUGUUAUGUAACUUAAAAAAUGAGAACUAUUUAAAGAACUGAUUUUUAUGUUAGAAAAAAGUGUAACGUGAUGCUUUUUUCUCAUUUAUGAAACUUCAUGUUAAGUUUAUUUAUAUUUACAAGUUAUGGUUUAAAAUGUUAUCAUAAAUAGUUUAGCUAAAAGAAAUCUUUGCAGGUCUGAAAACUUAGGCGAGGUUUUCUUUUACACUGUUAUUCAGAAGGAAUAUUUCUUUUACAUUCUUAUUAUGACUCAAUGAUGUCUUAAUUAAUACCCCCAAAUUCCAACACUGGAUGCUUCUGAAGUUUGUUAGAAUGAUACCGAGAAUUUUAAAGUAUUCUUUUUGGCAUUCAGUAUAGUUCUAAAAGGUGAAAUUCAGCAAAUAGAUAUUUUGUAAUGCAGAGAGUGUUUCUGCGAGGAGUAGUUACCAAAUAGCUAGGUGUUCCAUUUUCUACUCACCAACUUCUUCUCUUUCCCCUUUUCCAAAUUUUCUUUUUUUUUUUUUUUUUUUGUAUUACGCGGGCCUCUCACUGUUGUGGCCUCUCCCAUUGCGGAGCACAGGCUGCGGACGCGCAGGCUCAGCGGCCAUGGCUCACGGGCCCAGCCGCUCCGCGGCAUGUG
Molecule: messenger RNA, 6504 nt
Organism: Orcinus orca (killer whale)
Lineage: Eukaryota; Metazoa; Chordata; Mammalia; Artiodactyla; Delphinidae
Gene: MSH4
Product: mutS homolog 4
Exons: 19
Coding region: 3314-5713 (799 amino acids)
Biological process (GO): mismatch repair; reciprocal meiotic recombination
Cellular component (GO): nucleus
Molecular function (GO): mismatched DNA binding; ATP-dependent DNA damage sensor activity; ATP binding
Source: RefSeq, a predicted model, not a curated record